Seminavis robusta is the source of this 1821-nucleotide messenger RNA. The record is from the annotation of a GenBank genome assembly. NCBI's taxonomy places the organism in Eukaryota, Bacillariophyta, Bacillariophyceae, Naviculales, Naviculaceae.
AUGGCGUCGUCUCUCUCACAAUCCUACUUUGACGAGACGGUGGUAGAGAAUGAGGAAGUGUUUGACCUCUCAACUGAGGAAGCAGUAGUGGAAACCAUAGACCAGUUGUACAAGCAACAGACCAACAAUGCCAACAGUAGUAGCCAUGCCGGCAGUUUGGAACGAUGGAAGGAACUGCAACGAGAGCAUGGAAUCUCAUUGACUCAUCCCGAAUCGAAACAAGGAAUUCAAGACCGCGAAGAACAGCGUGUCUUCCAGGCGUUGCUUCAAGAAGAGAGUUGGACUGUCGAUGUUGUGAAUCAGAUAUUGGACAUUUUGAAGCGAGACAGUACUCGCAAUGACGAGUCAGCGUCGUCUGCCUUGUUACUAUUGGGUCAAUUAUUUUGGAAUACAAAUACCAUGGUGGAUAAUGAUGACGAGAAUCAAGCACCGACCGGUAAGUCGAGCGCCAUGAACAAAAUGGCCCAGUUUGCCAAUGACAACGACCAAAACGAUGCUCUGGCAGUGGCAUUGCCGGUAGCCCUGCAGGCCCUUUCCGUGGGUCCGCCAUCCUUGCGGCGUACACGACAAGAUCAAACACUCCACGAGUUUGUAGUUCCAGUGAAUGGAUGGGGGCGUCUCUUCCAGCACGAAAUAAUAUCGGUCACGACGAGUCGAAUUUUGUGGCUCCAGCUGAUUCAUCAAGUCUGUCAGGGAAAUGAACCCAACAAAAAGUACUGCAAUUCCAAACCAAUGUUACAAGCAUUGGUGACAACGUUAGAUUCUUCUUUGCAAGCAGACAACGACAAAAAAGACAAAGAUCGUCCACUCACCGAGGCUACGUGUCAAGUGUUGACAGUCUUGUGCCGGUUUGAUGACUUUUCGUCCCAAGCGACAAAGGGACAGGCCACGGACAAUACCGGAAUGGUCGUCUCGUCAGCACAUUCUACCGUGACUACAUUGGGAGGUAUGGGCAUUGUCUCCAUUUUGCAAGCAUGGUUGAAACAAGAAGAGGGGAACCUUGCUGUGUCAGUAAAAGACGGCAAUGCCAACAAUCCAACGUUACUGUUAGCACUAUUGCAAUGCCUCCGAAGUUUGGCCAUUCAAGAUGAGAUGGUGGUCCGCAUGGUCUCGGUUGGAUUGUUGGAGGUGCUGCAGUCCGUAUUUCAACAAUUCUGUAGUGUGCACCAUGAUGAGCAACAACAAAAAAACGAUCAUCAUGAGAGCGAGAAAGAAACCAUGCGCAUGUCCAUUUUGACAGCACUCAUUGGCUUGUAUCGCAACCUUUCCGCAAACGACGAAUUGAAGACCACCUUGUGUCGAUCACCGCAACAAUCCAUUGUGGGACCAUUGAUUGCCACACUACAGAGUCUCACCGAGCCAACGACGACGACAACUACUUCUACUAGAACGGUUUCAGCUGGCACCAAAGCUACAUUGACCAAAUUGCAGGAGCACGUAUGUGCUACUUUGGGGAGCAUGGCGUUGCGGCAACCUCAAAACGCUCAAAAGAUCGUGGAAGAAUAUCAGGGACAUUUAGUGAUUCUCAAAGCCAUGCAACAAUCACAGCAUUCGCCUCUGGUGCAACGGCAAGGUUGCCUCGCCAUUCGCAAUUUGGCCAGCCGAGCGUCGGAUACGACCCGACAAGCCCUCUUGGAUGCCGGAGCCGAACCGGUCCUCCGGCAAGCCGCGACCUUGGGAGCCGUUGACGAAGCGUAUGCCGCCCUGCGAGAUUUGGGGUGUCAUGCGGUGCUGCUGCAGUCCAAUCCAGAGACAGGAGAGCUGGAACGUCAACCCAUGUUUGGAGAAAAACCAUUGCAAUUCCGACCAGUGUAUGACUGA